This is a messenger RNA of Erinaceus europaeus (western European hedgehog), 2046 nucleotides long. Its product is annotated as basic proline-rich protein-like. The record is from RefSeq and is a predicted model, not a curated record. Bases 1 to 2046 code for a protein of 681 amino acids. The transcript has 3 exons. NCBI's taxonomy places the organism in Eukaryota, Metazoa, Chordata, Mammalia, Eulipotyphla, Erinaceidae.
AUGGCUGCUGCCGCCGUCGCCGCCGCCGCCGCCGCCGCCGCCGCCGCCUGCCCGGGCCGCGCUCCUUCCCGCAGUCGCGGCGGCUCCCCCGUCCAGUCCGGCCGAUCGCGCCCCGCCGGCCCCGGCGACGAGCAAAGUUUGCCGCGGGAGGCCGCUCGGCCCCGCGCUCCCGGCCGACUCCCGGGAGGAGGCGGAGGCCGAGGUGCGCGCGGGAGGCCGGCGGGGCACGGGCCGCGCCGCCGCCGGGAGGAAGUUGGCCGCGGCGGCCCGGCCGAGCUAGGCCUGAGCCCGGCUGGUAGUGAUGGAGGGGGAGGAGGCCCGCCGGGCUGCGGCGCCGCCGCCCCGGCCCCGCACCGCGCCCGCCGGGCCCGCACCCUCACCUCACGGCCACCACCAUGUUCCCCGCCCGGCCGCCACCGCCCGUCCCCGCGCCGCCCGCCCGCCCGCCGCGGCGCACUAGUUACCGUGCCCCGCGCCCCCUCCCGGGCCGGCUGGGGGGAGGGGGUGACCCUCAUUACACUGGGGCGCGAGCGCAGAGGCGGGGAGAGCGCGGGGCCGCUCCCGCACCCCCCUCCCCCCGCGUCUCUCUUCUGGGGCGAAGGCAGCGAGCGCGACCUGCCCCGGCCAGUGCCGCUGCCGCCGCCUCCACCUCCUCACACCCCCACCGCGCGCGCCCCCGCGGCGGCGCGUGCGACCGAGCGCCUCGCGCCGGCCCGCGUGCGACUGGGCCCCGGCGGCCCCGGGCCUACGGGCAGACCGGCCGCCCGGGCGGGGCCUGAGGCCGACUCCCCCGGGGUCUCGCGCGCCUCCCCUGAGGGUCGGGGCCUGCGGGCGUCGUGGGUGGCACUCGCAUCCCCUCACCUACCUGGGGGCACCGCCCCGGCCCGGGCUACGGCGGACCCCGAUAGCCUGCUCGCCUGGGCCCCGGGGCCCGCCGGCACCUGGCCCGGCCGAGGCCUGUCCGCCAGCCCCGCUCGGGCCCGCGUCAGCCCGGCCUCCAUCUUAGGUUACAGCCCGGGCUCCCCAUCCACUGGGCACCUGCCCUCAGCCCGCUCGGCUCGGCCCGAGGCCAGGGCCGCCCACUCCCGCCCGUGGGGCUCACCUGGGCGCUGGGGCUGGGGGCUUCGAGGCCUCGGGCCCCGAGCAGGCGGGCCGCAGGUGAAGCCCUUGGCCCGGCCGCACCCCAAACCCACGGCACCACCACCACAGACCCAGCUGAGCAGAAACAAAAUGGAGGCACAGCUCGGGUCUGCCUCCCCGAGCCGAGCUCGGCCGCCCCGGGGCUCCCUCCGGCCGCAGGCCCGACGCCCGCCAAGCAGGAGGCCGGCUCGUCCGGGCGCCGCGGGCCGCCGCCACAGCGCAGCGCACACAGGCAACGCGGGGCGAGCAGCCACCCGGAGCCGGGUCGGGUCGGGUUACCAGCCCGGGCGCUGGCCGGCCGCCGGGCCCGGUCCGGAGGAGGAGGCCGGGAGACCCCCGCGGCCCCUGACAGGGCGCCCGCACCUCGGCCUGCCGCCCCCGCCCCGCGAGGCCGCCUUCCCUGCCCGGCCCGGCCCGGCCCGGCCCGGCCUGGCCUGGCGGGACGAGGCUCCCUGCGCACCCCGGGGUCCUCGGGCCUCGCAGCCUCGGGCGGGGCGGGGGAGGGGUCCGCUGAACCCUGCACCGCCCCCCGCGCCCCGCCGGGUCGGGCCUGGCACGGGGCGCCGGGGCGCGGGCCGGGGCCCCCCGAGGGGCCGCGCCUCGCACGGCGGACGCCGCAGUUCUCCGCACCCAGGCAGACGGCCCUCUCGUGCCACCCGCGCAGGCCGCGGGCUCCGCAGCCGGGCUGCCCGGGGGGCGCGCGCCUCGCCCCGCGGGCCGGGCACCGAGACCCCGGCGGGGCGGAGGGCAGCGGCGGCCGAGGCGCGUGAGCCGGCCCAGCCCGCUGGCCUCACCCGGGCCAGGGGCGCCCUGCUGCUCGGCGAGCGCUCGGGGGCACCUCGAGGCCUGCGCCCGGGUGGCGGGGCCGCCAGCACCGGCCUAGCGCGGCCGCGGCGCGUCUGCUGA